AUGAUUUCUUAGAAGGAUGAACUAAUUGAAAAGGAUAAACUAAUAACAUCAUAUUUAUCUUUUAGAGGAUUACAAAAAUAACAUAUAGAUUCUUUCAAUUACUUUAUUGAAUAACGUUUAGAGUAGAUAGUUAAAUCUCCUUUGAAUUAAAGAAUUACUUGUGAAAGUGAUUCAGCUUUCCUUUUGGAGUAAAAAAUCAUCAUCAUAAUAAUAUAGAUAUUUAUCAAUCAGAGUUGAAAAUCCAACAUUUACAAGCAGUUGGGAUAAAUACUCUAUGAAAAGUUUGCUAUACCCUCAUGAAUGUAGAUUGAAUGAUUAGACUUAUGCUGGAGAUAUAUUGUAAUUGAUAUUAAAAAUUAAAAUAGCGUGAAUGUUCGUAUUCAUAUGAAAGGAAGAGAACCUGUAGUAGAGAAAGAUGUUCUAAUUGGUAGGAUGCCAAUAAUGUUGGGAUCAAAGAAAUGCAAUCUUUCUGGUAAAACAGAAGCUGAAAUUUAUUAAUAUGGGGAGUGCCCCUAUGAUCCCAAAGGUAACAAUAAUAUGAAUUAGGUUUUUAGGAUAUUUUAUUAUUGAAGGCAAUGAGAAAGUCAUCUUAAUAUUAGAAUAGAUUGUAGAUAAUAGAAUUAUUGUAGAUGUUGAUAAUAAAACAGAUUAAUAUGUGUCAACUGUUUAAUCUUAUUAAUUAGAAACUAAAUCAAAAGCUUCAAUUAUUUAAAAAAAGAAUAAAUUUUAUGUAAAAUCUUCAAGUUUCAAAGAUGCUCCUCUUUUUAUAGUUUUUAAAGCUUUAGGUAUUGUAAAUGACAAAGAGAUUAUUGAACUUAUUGGAACUGAGCCUAGUAUUGUCGAAAAAUUAUUAAUGAGUUUUUAAGAUUCCUCAGAUGAAAAAAUAAAAACUUAAUAGGAUGCAUUAAUAUAUAUUGGGAAAUUAAUUACAAGUAAAUUUGGAGGGUAAUCUUCUAAUCCUGCAGAUUAAGCUAGAGAGAAAUUAGCAUAAGUCUUUUUAGCUCAUGUUAAUUGCAAAAAAUAUGAUUUCUAUCCUAAGGCUAUAUAUUUAGGAUAAAUGGUAAGAAGAUUAAUAUUGGCUAUGGAAGAUAAAAAGUUUGUAGAUGAUAAGGAUUAUUAUGGAAAUAAAAGAAUGAGAUGUGCAGGUAAUCUACUUGAAUUGUUGUUUGAAGAUUUAUUUAAAGGAUUAAAUUCUACCAUAUCUGCUAUUCUUAAAAAAGAAUUAGGCAAAGCUAAUUGUAAAUAUACUUCUAAAGAUGUUACAAUCAAAAUGAAAGAAUAUGGAGCUGAUAUUACUAAAGGAUUGAAUAGAGCUAUUAAAACAGGAAAAUGGACAAUUCAAAGAUUUCAUAUGGAUAGAUAAGGAGUUACAUAAUUGUUAGCUAGAAUAUCUUAUACAUCUGCACUUGGUAUGUUGACCAAAAUGAGAAGUCAAGUCUAAAAAACACUUAAAGUAAGUGGUCCAAGAGCAUUGGUUGGAUCUUAAUUUGGUAUGAUAUGUCCUGCUGACACUCCUGAUGGUGAAGAUUGUGGUUUAGUUAAGACUUUGGCUUUAUUAACACAUAUUACUUAAGAAGAUAUUCAAGAUAGUGUUUAUAAAAUUAUAUUGUCUAUGGGUGUAGAAGAUAUAUGUCAUUUCAAACCAAGUGAAUUUCAUAAAAAUUAUAUUGUCUAUUUAAAUGGUAUCAUAGUUGGUGUACAUGCAAGACCUUAAUAUUUUGUUGAUUAAUUAAGAAUUUUAAGAAGGAAAGGUAAGAUAAAUGAAUUUGUUUCAAUUCAUAAGGAUGAUUUAAGAAAAAUAGUAAAUAUAUCAGGUGAUAGUGGUCGAUUAGUAAGACCAUUAAUUUUAGUAAAAGAUGGUAAAGCUCAAUUAAAUUAAAAGGAUAUGAUUGAUUUUAAAUAGAAUGAUGCAAAAACAGUAUUUUAAAAUUUUGUAAAAACAGGAAAGAUUGAAUAUUUAGAUGUGAAUGAAUCUGAUAAUGCAUUUAUUGCAUUGACUAGGAAAGAUGUAACAAUAGAAACUACUCAUUUAGAGAUAGAUUAAAUGACAAUUUUGAGUUGUGUAACAGGUUUGGUUCCAUUUCCUCAUCAUAAUUAAAGUGCACGUAAUACAUUUUAAUGUCAAAUGGGUAAAUAAUCAUUAGGAAUAAUUGGAUUGAAUACAUAAAUAAGAUGUGAUACUUAAUUAUAUCAAUUAAUAUAUCCUUAGACUCCUUUAGUUCGUACAGUAUCAAUGGAAGCAGUUAAUUAACAUAAAUUACCUGCAGGACAUAAUGCAUAAGUAGCAGUAAUGAGUUAUUCAUGUUAUGAUAUUGAAGAUGCUUUAAUAAUGAAUAAAUCUUCUUUAGAUAGAGGAUUUGGUAGAACAGCAGUUUAUAAGAAAUCAGUAACUGAAUGUGAAAUUAAUCAAAGAAAUAAGGAAAGUAGAUUCAAUGAAAGAAUUGAAAAGCCACCAAUAAAAACUCAUGAGAUCAAAAAGAAAUUUUUAAAGAAAUACCAUUCUCUAGAUAAUGAUGGUAUAACUAAAGUAGGAUCAUAAUUACAUCAAGGAGAUAUAUAUGUAAAUAAAAAGACACCUCAAGUUCCUGAUAAUGCUUCUACUGAAAAUAUUUAAAUAUCAGAUACUCCUUCUGUUUUCAAAGAGAAAUGGCCAUAUACUGUUGAUAGAGUUUUAAUAAUAAAUAAUACAAAUGAUGGAACAGAGAAAAUAAAAACUGUUAAGACUAUAUUUAGAUAAAUAAGAAGACCUGAAUUAGGAGAUAAAUUUUCAAGUCGUCAUGGUUAAAAAGGUGUUGUUGGUCUUAUUGUUAAUUAGGAGGAUAUGCCAUUUAAUGAAAGAGGUUGGUGUCCUGAUUUAAUAAUGAAUCCUCAUGGUUAUCCUUCUAGAAUGACUAUAGCAAAACUUAUGGAACUACUUUGUGGUAAGUUAGGUGCAUUAGAAGGUAAAUUUAAAUAUGGAACUGCAUUUGGUGGAGAAAAUGUAUUAUAAGUAGGAGAAGAAUUAUUACGUAGAGGAUUUCAUUUUUAAGGUAAAGACUGUCUUAUUUCUGGGAUCACUGGAGAAUAUAUGGAAUGUUAUGUAUAUCAAGGUCCUAUUUUCUAUUAAAGACUUAAACAUAUGGUCAUUGAUAAGAUUCAUGCUAGAGCUAAAGGACCAAUGGAAAAACUUACUCGUUAACCUGUUGAAGGUAGAGCUAAAGAUGGUGGAUAACGUAUUGGAGAAAUGGAAAGAGAUUGUUUCUUAGCUUAUGGUGCAUCUAAUCUUUUAAUUGAAAGAUUAUUAUUAUCCAGUGAUCCAUUUAAUGUGUAUGUCUGUGAAAUCUGUGGAAUGUUUAAAAGUGAUUCCAUUUGUAGAGGUUGUAAUACUGAUAAAGUUUAUUAAAUUACCUUACCUUAUUGUUGUAAACUAUUAUUCUAAGAGUUAUUGGCUAUGAAUAUCAAACCAAAAUUAUAAUUAGUACCUUCUCAUGAGAGAUAAGAGUACACCAUGAAUUGAAAAUAUAAUUUAUUAAUUA
Molecule: messenger RNA, 3515 nt
Organism: Paramecium sonneborni
Lineage: Eukaryota; Ciliophora; Oligohymenophorea; Peniculida; Parameciidae
Source: the annotation of a GenBank genome assembly